CUUCUCAAAUCGCCGCCUCGACAAAAUCCUUCCCGAAAAAAAAUUCUCAGCUUCCAAGAUUUAGAAAGAAAUAUGGACAUCGACGACGACGACGAGUUCGGCGAUCUCUACACCGACGUCAUCCGACCUCUAUCCAUCUCCUCCUCAGGUCCUAACCCCUCUCAGGAUCCCCUUACCAUCACCGGCAGUGACCGGAUCCCGACCAAAAACCCUAGCCUCAGUCGCCCUCUCGAAACCCUGGACUCGUUCUCUGGCGAGAAUCCGAAGGAGGACUGGCUCCCAGACAAUUGGAACGAUGAAGGCGACGACGACAGCAACGUCCCUGUCCCUGUCCCUGUCAAAGCCAAGGUCGAAGUCGAGGCUAGGGUUUCUGGAUCAAUUGGAAAGGAUGAGGCAUCUAGGGUUUCUGAAGCUGAGGAUUUCAAGAUCGGGAAUCUCGAUCAAGAACCGGUGAUCCCCGGGUUGUCCACUGCUUCUCUACCUAGGGUUUCUAAUGCUGAUGAUGACUGGGACAAUGAUAGCGACAGCGAGGACGAUCUUCAGAUCGUGCUGAAUGACAAUCAUCACAUGCCAAUGGGCGCGAUGGAUGAUGAUGAUGAUGGGGAAGAGGAUUUGGUUAUUGUUACCGAUAACGAUCAGCAGCAGCAUCACCAUCAGCAGGGGAUUGAGGAGCAGGAUUGGGGCGAAGGAGAGCUGCCUUCGGCGGCGGCUGAUGGAGAGAGAAAAGAGGGUUCGGAGGCGACAAAAGUAAAUGGAGCUGUUGCGGUUGUCUCUGGCGGGCCGAGGAUUGGUUAUAGUCAUGGGUUUCAUCCGCAGCAUCAUUCUAUGUACAAGUAUGUAAGACCCGGUGUAGCAGCACCUGGUGCUCCUCCAGGUCAAAUUCGUCCUCCUCCAACCAUAGGUUCUUUUGGUGGUCGUGGGAGAGGUGACUGGAGACCUGCAGGCAUUAGAGGUUUCCAUUCUGGUUUUGGGCCUGGUUGGUCAAACAACCCAUCCCGUGCUUUUGGUGGCGGAUUAGAUUUCAACCUGCCCUCACACAAGACAAUAUUUGAUGUUGACGUAGAAGGUUUUGAGGAUAAACCAUGGAGACAGUCCACAGUUGAUAUUUCAGAUUAUUUCAAUUUUGGAUUGGAUGAGAGCAAAUGGAAAGAAUAUUGCAAACAAGUGGAUCAAGUUCGUCUUGAGUCUACCAUGCAAGGCAAAAUUCGUGUAUAUGAGAGUGGGCGAUCACAGCAGGAGUAUGAUCCGGAUUUACCCCCUGAGCUUGCUGCUGCAGCAGGUCAUCAUGAUAUUUCCACUGAUAACGUGAAUCAUGCAAAGAUAGAUAAUUGCCAAACUGAUUUAAGUGGUCAGGAAAGACCAUUUGUACGAGCUCUUUUUCCACCAGGUAGAGCAAUUCAGGUUGAAACUGGUUCUGGUGAACGCCUUCCCUCUAUAGAUACCAGGCCACCACGUUAUCGUGAUGCAGAUGCAAUUAUAGAGAUUGUUUGUCGGGAUUUCAUGGAGGAUUCAACAAUUCAUACUACGGCAACUGAACAACCUGACAAGCAUACACAUGACGAAGAGCUUAAAGUUGUCCAUGCUGCUGAAGGUGAUAGACACAGUGAAUCUGAAUACCAUGAUGCUUUUCUGCAAACUUCCAGUGGUCAUAAGAGGGAAAUGGGAUCGAGAAGGAUUCCCCAUGCAACUGAAAGAAGCUUUAGGUUGCCUGACGGGGCCACAGAUGGAAGACAUUCCAGUGCAAUUGUCAAGUACUCUAGAGAUAGCAUCCCUAUUCAAAGUUCUCAAGAUAAGAAGCAUGCUGAUCACCCAAAAGAAAGGCCAGGCAGUAGCAUGGAAACUCCUGAACUAUCACUGGGAACAGCUCGGGAGCUGAGUGUAGAACAGAAGGAUGGUGAACUUGAUGGCAUGCUUGCUUUGGGUAAUAGUGUUGAAGCAAAAGGAGAACUAGAAGGAGAGGAGACUUCAGAUAUCCGAAUUUCAGGCGAAACUCUUGUUGAUGAGAGCAUCACUUACUCUUCCAAGAAGCAAAAAUUAAGCUCACGAGUCGAACAAAGUGCAAUUCAAGACAGUGUGGAUGAUGAUGAUUUAAGGAUCACACACAGUGACAACAGUAAAGCUAAAUCCGGAAAUAGCAAUCAGAAGAGGCGUGAAAGUGGUGAUGAAGAAGUACAAGGUGGAUGGUCAAGGAGAACUAGCAACAUGAGAAGGCGCCAUGAAAAAGAGGAAUAUCCUUUUCGUCAGCAAGAUAAUUAUGGGAGAGAAGAUAGGCAUGAGAUGGACAGGAUGCGUGUGGGUUCUAGAGGGCGGGAAGCUAUGUAUCAUUCUUAUCCACACAGAGAUUUUGAUCCUUUCUCGGUACAUCCUGUUCGAGGUAGGAGUGAAGGUUUUGAGAGGCCAAGAGAGAUGGAGAGUGCUUUUUGGCAGAGGAGGGAAGAUGAGACUCACGGCAGAAGGAUAAAAGAUGAAGACAUUAGGCGAAGUAAAGUUAGGAUAAGUGACAGGGUUGACAAAGAUGAUGGCGACUGGAGGGGGCAUAACAGAGAAGGAGGUACAAGGCUGAGGAAAAGAGAUGAUUUGAGUCGUAGGGACAACUCAGAUGACCAUCAAGGCAAAAGAAUGAAGGAUAAAGAACACUCAAGGAGAGAGAGAACUGAAAAGGAAGAUUCCUUGCAUGGUCAUCAUAGGGCCCGGCAAGGUUCCAGCCAGCAAAACAAGGAAAGGGAUGAUAAUCCUGAACUUAAAAGGAGGGAGGGAAGUAGUGGAAUGAGAGACAAGGCCGAGGAUCACCAUUUUUCAAAGCACAAAGAUGAAAGACAGCGACUUAAACACUCUCAUGAAGAUUUUUUGCUGCAUACAGAAAGAGAGGAAGGUCGGGUAGCUUCUAGGAGUGGACGAGCUACAGAAGAUAAGUCAUUAAGUGGUGGUGCAAGGAAUAAUAAGAGUGAUUCUAAACUUUUGGCAUCUGACAAGGAUUAUCAGCAGAAGGAUAAAAGACGACAUGGUGAGCAGUCAAAGAGAGGUCGAGCUGAAGAAGAAAACGACUCACAAUAUAAAGAACAUGAAGACGGACAUGCACGUGACAAGUUCUCGAGGCAUGAAAAGUUAAGUGCUUCUGAUGAUCUGAAGAUAUCUAAGGAGAAGCAUAGGGAGGUAACUAGGAAGAAUAGGGAUACUGAAGCCGCAGCUCUCGGCAAAAGGAAGUCUGACAACCACAGUGCUCAUCGCAAUGAGAAGUUGUGUCCCAUGCCGGUGGCAGUACUGUACCCAAGUUCAUGCAAACAUAGCUUUUCUCAGGGUAGCUCGAAAGGAAAAAAUGACCAAGAAAGCAACAAUUCUAGGGUUAAUCAGAUGCCACGUUCUUCUGAGAAACACGGGGGAGGAGAUCUUGCUUCAGACGACGAGAGCCAACGCGACUCAAAAAGGGGUCGUUCCAAAUUGGAACGUUGGACCAGUCACAAAGAGAGAGACUACAGCUCCAGAGACAAUUUGCAUUCAUCUUCCUCCAGAGCCAAAGAUGUCGAAAGCGUCAGUAACGACCUAGCACCGAUCGAUGAGUUGCAAAUAACCGAAGGUAAUAAUGAUGGAGAUCAAACUGCAGACAAGUCAGGGGAUGAUCGGGAUCGACACCUGGACACUGUGGAGAAGCUCAAGAGAAGGAGCGAGCGCUUCAAGCUUCCUAUGCCUGGAGAGAAGGAUGUGGCUUCGAGCAAGAGAUCAGAGAAUAAUGCAUCGCUGAUAACGCAGAAUGAAGUUCCUGCGUAUACUGAGGCUAAGCCUGAGCGGCCUGCUAGGAAGCGGAGGUGGACAAGUAGCUAAUUGAAGACCAUUGAAGAUUCUUAUAUCUCAUUAUCGAUGGCCAUCCGCUAAUUCUUGAAUAGCCUUCUUCAACGAAGCAGUGGAUGAAAUGGGAAUGUUUUGAACUUAUUUAUGUAUACUGGAUUUGUAAAGCUUGGCUCUGAUAUUAAAAUGGCGGGCGAUACAGUGCAUUUCUGUUGGGGAGAGUUGUGUCGUGUAUGCAUUGAUGGAGAGACUUGUAAUAGUGUGGAGAUUUAUACGCGAAGGUAUCCCUGUUUAAAACCAGUUAUCGGACCAAAAGGCGCGGGGUGGACUCCACCAACCUGAAGCUCAGCCUCUCAAUAGCGAGCUUUCACUGCAGUAUAAAGCUGCAAUAGGGGGUUUGCCCUUCAGUUCUUUUCCUGUUGUUUGAAAUGUAAAAUUGAGGUGCAGAUGGAAAACGUGAGAGUUUAUGUAUAAUUACUCUAUCUUGCUUUUUAAUUCA
Asparagus officinalis (garden asparagus) is the source of this 4282-nucleotide messenger RNA. Its product is annotated as FIP1[V]-like protein. Lineage: Eukaryota; Viridiplantae; Streptophyta; Magnoliopsida; Asparagales; Asparagaceae. The record is from RefSeq and is a predicted model, not a curated record. Bases 73 to 3819 code for a protein of 1248 amino acids. Gene Ontology annotation, biological process: mRNA processing. The transcript is spliced from 9 exons.